AUGGUCAAAGGGCUGAAAGUAAAUAGUGAAACGGGAGAGGAAGAGGUUAAGAAGUUGAUGAAAGAUAUAGGAACAAAAAUUAGAGUAGAAGGGGUGAAGAGGGUAGGAAAAAUGAGGGAAGGGAGGGAAGGCAUGUUUCUAAUGACAUUAGGGUAUGAGGAAGAGAAGUUUGAAGUUAUGGGGGAAAAGAAGUUGCUAAAGGGAAAAUCAGAGAGAAUUGAAGAAGAUCUGAUAUGGCAGGAAAGGAGAAGAAAAUGGUUGAUUGAGCAGAGGGCAUGGGCAGAAAGAAGGAAAGGUAACAAAGUAAAAAUAGGGAGGGAUAGAAUUUGGGUAAACGGAGUGAUGAGGAUCUGGGACGAAGAAAUAGAAGAGUUGAGAACUUGGCAAACAACGCAAGGAAAAGAGAAGGAUAAAGAACAGGUAAAUACGAAGGAAGGAAAUGAGUCGGGGUUUACAAAUUAUAAAAAAGGGGUAAAAAGGAAGCCAGAAAGAGAAAAUGGUCUUGUGAAGGUGGCUUUUUGGAAUUUCUCAGCAUUAAAAAAUAAGGACAAGGGGUUUUCGGGGGAAGUGACAAAAUGGGAUGUAAUAAUGAUGAGUGAAAUAUGGGCGGAUGAGAAAGACUGGAAGGGUAUGAAAAGAAUGUUGCGGAAAGGUUCUGUUUGGACGUUGCAAGAAGCAAAAGAAGAACACAUUAAAGGGAGAGGUAUGGGCGGAAUGGUCUCAGGUGUGAGAAAAGAAUUAGCAGUAAAAGAGGGAAAAGAGGGGGAAAGGGAAGAUAAAAAUGGUACAAUGGUAAUCAGAUUGGGCCCGAGCAUUUCCGGUAAUAGCUUAAUUAAAAGUGGUGACAUGAAGCGAGGCAGUUCGAGAAAGGAAAGAGGGAGAGGAAGGAACAAGAAAAUGGGAACCUGGGAGGUAGAUAAACUGAAAGAGGUUAAAGAAAAUAUGGAAAAGGAGAAGAUUAGGUUGAUAGAAGAGGAGGGAGUAGACUCGUUAAUGGAAAGAUGGAAAGGGUCGAUUGAAAAGGUGAGGGAUGAGCUAGGUAUAAAAACAAACAGAGAAGGGGAAAAAAGAGGCUGGUGGGUUGAGGAAUGUAAGGAGAGUAAAGAGAGAAUGAAAAAGUGUGUAAGAAAACGGAGGACAGGGGGAAUGGAGAAGGGGGAGUACAAUAGGAGAAAACGGGAACAUGAGAGGUUGCUAGAAAGGAAAAAGCAAAGGGAUAAGGAAAAGUACAAGGAAGAAAUAGAAAAAGCGAUCAGAGAGGGUUGGGAUUGGGAUGUGACAAAUAAGGAAAGAGGAGGAAAGAAGGGCGUGAACGAAGAAAUAGAGUUGAAUUGUGCGAAAGGUGUUGAUAGGACUUGUGGUAAACCAAAUCCCGAGGGAUGGAUAGUUGCUAGUACGUCCUAG
Messenger RNA from Belonocnema kinseyi, 1404 nucleotides. RefSeq names its product eukaryotic translation initiation factor 5B-like. NCBI's taxonomy places the organism in Eukaryota, Metazoa, Arthropoda, Insecta, Hymenoptera, Cynipidae. The coding region runs from base 1 to 1404 and encodes 467 amino acids. The transcript has 3 exons. The record is from RefSeq and is a predicted model, not a curated record.